Sodiomyces alkalinus F11 is the source of this 758-nucleotide messenger RNA. RefSeq names its product inorganic phosphate transport protein PHO88. The coding region runs from base 132 to 758 and encodes 208 amino acids. The transcript has 3 exons. Gene Ontology annotation, cellular component: mitochondrion; endoplasmic reticulum. Lineage: Eukaryota; Fungi; Ascomycota; Sordariomycetes; Glomerellales; Plectosphaerellaceae. Gene Ontology annotation, biological process: protein targeting to ER. The record is from RefSeq and is a predicted model, not a curated record.
CCGCAGAAAAUCCCAUCAUUGCCGCAACCCUUUUUCCUCGUGCCACAUUUUACGUUUCUUUCCUCGUCGCAAAACCCCUUCGCGUCACCGCCAACAGCCUAUCUCAAUAUAUCGGCAGAUUUCCCGUCACAAUGGUCAGCCCGCAAGUCACCAACCUUGUCAUCAUGCUCGGCAUGAUGCAGGUUUCGCGCAAAAUCCCUUUCGAUGACCCCAACGUCCUCAACGGGUGUCGCGCCGCCUACCUUUUCAGCAAUUUCCUGAUUGCUCUAGUCUACAUCUACAUCCUGUCCAAGAUUAACGCGAAAAAGGGGGCGAGCUACUACACGCAGAGAGAGGCGACUAACAGAUGGUACAACGGAACAGACAUGACAACGCUCAAAUACGUCGAGCCUCCUGCCAUGGGCUCCUCCGAGGAGCCCAAGCUUGUGACGACGACGAUCCAUGCGUACGACUCGAGCCAGCUCAAGCAGCUGUUCCGCUCCCAGGCCAUGGGCGUUGCCAUGAUGGCCUUCAUGCACCUGUACAUGAAGUACACCAACCCUCUCCUCGUCCAGUCCAUCAUCCCGCUCAAGAGCGCCCUCGAGAGCAACCUGGCCAAGAUCUACAUCUGGGGCCAGCCCGCCUCCGGCGAACUCAAGCGGCCCUUCAAGGCCGGCGGUGGCUUCAUGAGCGGUCUCCAGAGCGGUCCUGCCCAGAGCGAUAAGAAGACAGUCGAGGCAGCCGAGCGUGCCGGCCGUGGUGGUGCCAAGGAGGAGUAA